This is a messenger RNA of Silurus meridionalis, 489 nucleotides long. RefSeq names its product NADH:ubiquinone oxidoreductase subunit B4 (gene ndufb4). The transcript is spliced from 3 exons. Gene Ontology annotation, cellular component: mitochondrion. Lineage: Eukaryota; Metazoa; Chordata; Actinopteri; Siluriformes; Siluridae. The record is from RefSeq and is a predicted model, not a curated record. Bases 38 to 421 code for a protein of 127 amino acids.
UCCGUCCGUGUUUUCGUCCGCGUUCCGCCCCGCAAACAUGGCGGACUACAAGGAGGCACCUUUAGCGACGCGUCCAAAAACACUGGACCCGGCAGAGUAUUUUAACGUCUCGCCCGAGUAUCGGCGGUCGGAGCAGGGGAGAGCGACGCUCAGGUCCCAGCUGAAGAGACAGUAUCAGAUCCAGCUGAACAAUCCUCUGCGGAAGGAGCUGAUUGAGGACCCGGCCCUCACGAGAUGGACCUACGCUCGUGCUGAGAUGUAUAAUCACUUCAGGCCAACACCGAAAUCCUCCCUGAUCACCGGUCUGAUCGGCGUCGCUCCACUCAUUAUCCUGUGCUACGUUCUGAAGGCUGACCGCGAUAAACGUGAGCAGAAGAUAAAGGAUGGGACAUACAAACGCCCGUACAGACUCUCCUACUGACCUCUGCUUCAACUGCCGUCUCGCAUUGUACAUGUAACUAUAAAUAAACAUUAUCAAUGAAACAAUAA